AUGCAUGAUGCAUCCAUUGGCUCGUCCGUCACCAUCCACAUGGACAGGGUCGGGACGCCCAUGCGGGACGCCGUCUCGCAGCUAAUCGCCGCAGUAGUGCUCACGCAGGAACUGCUCCUCUUGCACCUCCACUCACCGGACCACGUCGGCGUGGAAGGACAGUUCCACUGGCUGCUGCUGCCUGUCAUUGCCGUCACGCUCGCCGCCACGCUGUUGUGGUUCCCCUGCCCUCGGAGUUUCGCCGUGAGCCUGGUGCGCUCGGCGAGCAUCGUGUUCCAGGGCGUCUGGUUCAUCGUCAUGGGCGUCAUGCUCUGGACGCUGGACCUCGUGUCCAAGGGCUGCUUCCUCUGCCUCGAGGCAGGACGCGCUGUCGUCCGGUGCCGCACCGACGAGGCGCUCGCCCGCGCAAAGUCGCUCGUCAACCUGCAGUUCAGCUGGUACCUGACCGGCACCGUUUUGUUCGUUGUCGUGCUCUAUCUCCAGCUCAAUAAGGUGCUUCUGCAGCUUGUCCUCUUCCACCUCGGCGCCCAGACCAAGUCGACGUUUCUGUCCAGGUUGGUUAGCUUCAUCUUGAUCCUUGCCGAAAGAUAA
This is a messenger RNA of Lolium perenne, 591 nucleotides long. RefSeq lists its product as uncharacterized. The record is from RefSeq and is a predicted model, not a curated record. NCBI's taxonomy places the organism in Eukaryota, Viridiplantae, Streptophyta, Magnoliopsida, Poales, Poaceae.